AAUGAUGUAUCCGAGAAGGAACAAAGAUGGGGAGCAAAAACUGUGGAAGGAUCUGGUCAUCAGGAACACAUCAACAUCCAUGUAUUGAGGAGAAAUGUCUCCCAGGAACACCAGUCACUGAAAGAACAGGAACUGGAGUCUGGACCCAAAGCUUCUCACGGUUAUGGAGGAAAGUUUGGUGUGGAGAAGGACCGCAUGGACAAGUCUGCAGUUGGACAUGAAUACCAGACAAAGCUUUCCAAGCACUGUUCCCAGUCUGAUUCAGCGAAAGGUUUUGGUGGAAAGUUCGGUGUCCAGACUGACCGAGUGGAUAAGUCUGCUUUGAGCUUUGAAUAUCAAGGGAAGACAGAAAAACAUGCAUCCCAGAAAGAUUACACUAGCGGCUUCGGGGGCAAAUAUGGAGUUCAGUCUGACCGAGUGGAUAAAAGCGCCGUUGGCUUUGAUUACAAGGGCAAAACGGAGAAGCAUGAAUCCCAGAAAGAUUAUUCUACUGGUUUCGGUGGGAAGUACGGUGUGCAGGCAGACCGUGUGGACAAAAGUGCUGUAGGGUUCGAUUAUCAGGGGAAGACCGAGAAGCAUGAGUCUCAAAAAGAUUAUUCCAGAGGCUUUGGUGGUAAAUAUGGUAUUGAUAAGGACAAUGUGGACAAGAGUGCUGUCGGGUUUGACUACCAAGGGAAGACUGAGAAGCAUGAAUCACAAAAAGACUAUGUGAAAGGGUUUGGAGGAAAGUUUGGUGUGCAGACAGACAGACAAGACAAGUGUGCACUUGGCUGGGAUCACCAAGAGAAACUGCAGCUACAUGAAUCCCAAAAAGAUUAUGCCAAGGGAUUCGGUGGAAAAUAUGGUGUACAGAAAGAUCGAAUGGACAAGGUAUCUUCAUAUAUUACAGGAAAAACAAUAUUUGUGCUUUUGAUCUGUGUCUCAAGGAAGAACCUAUGGUGGCACACCUGCAGGGCCAGUCCUCAGCUGCAUUGCCUGCGUCCAUAG
Staurois parvus is the source of this 987-nucleotide messenger RNA. The record is from the annotation of a GenBank genome assembly. Lineage: Eukaryota; Metazoa; Chordata; Amphibia; Anura; Ranidae.